This is a messenger RNA of Lachnellula hyalina, 669 nucleotides long. Its product is annotated as putative oxidoreductase. The record is from RefSeq and is a predicted model, not a curated record. Lineage: Eukaryota; Fungi; Ascomycota; Leotiomycetes; Helotiales; Lachnaceae. The coding region runs from base 1 to 669 and encodes 222 amino acids. Gene Ontology annotation, molecular function: oxidoreductase activity. The transcript is spliced from 7 exons.
AUGGCGCCAUUGACCAUCAACUCGGUGAUUCGCAUGGACUCAGGCUUUGAUAUUCCAGCCCUAGGCUAUGGUGUCUAUCAAACCCCGGAAAAAGAAUGCGAGGACGUCGUCUUGCAAUCGUUCAAGGCAGGCUACCGCCAUGUCGACUCCGCAAUUUCCUACAAGAAUGAAGCCGCAUGCGGAAGUGCUAUUCUAAAGUCGGGAAUCCCUCGCAAGGAUAUAUUCUUCACCUCCAAGAUCCCAACAAGGACUUUGAAGACUCAUAUCAAAGAGCUCGAGGAAGAGCGAGGCGAGGGCAAAGGUGGUGUCAUCAGCGUUGGGCAAUGGGAACUGCACCCUUGGCUUCAACGUCCUGACAUCGUCGGAUGGUGUCAGAAGCGCGGUGUGAUCCUCGAGGCCUAUUCACCCUUGGUGCGUGGUGAGAGACUUGAGGACAAGCUGAUUCAACCUUUGGCUAAGAAGUAUGGCAAGACAGCCGCUCAGGUUUUGGUGAGAUGGAGCUUGCAGAGAGGCUUUGUGCCGCUUCCAAAGAGUGUCACGCCCAGUAGGAUAUUAGAGAAUGCGGACGUGUUCGAUUUUGAGUUGACGGCGGAGGACAUGAAGAGUCUAGAGACCGAUGAGUACUCGCCGUGCUGCUGGGAUCCUACAAAGGCAACUCUUCAAGACUAA